Messenger RNA from Sphaerulina musiva SO2202, 486 nucleotides. RefSeq lists its product as uncharacterized. The record is from RefSeq and is a predicted model, not a curated record. Bases 1 to 486 code for a protein of 161 amino acids. The transcript is spliced from 4 exons. NCBI's taxonomy places the organism in Eukaryota, Fungi, Ascomycota, Dothideomycetes, Mycosphaerellales, Mycosphaerellaceae.
AUGGAUCCCGACUCCUCCCCCACAACCCCACCUCCCUCCCCCUCAAUAUGGCGCUGGGUAAUCGGAUUCCUCAUGGUCGGCAUGUGCUGGGGACUGACAACCCCCUUUAUGCGCAAAGCCGCAGUCCUUCGAGACUCUCAAAAAUCCCAACAACCGCAUUCGAACUCGAAUUCAAAUAACAAGAAUAUCUCCUCUUGGCCAAAAAGAAAACUUCUAGCAAUUUGGUACGCAGUGAAAGAUUUACUGCAGAAUCCCAAAUAUGCGAUUCCGUUACUCUUGAAUGUCACGGGGAGUGUAUGGUUUUUUUUGUUGAUUGGGCAGGCUGAAUUGAGUUUAACGGUACCCAUUACAAACUCUUUGGCAUUUUUAUUUACAGUGUUGGGGGAAUGGUGGGCGGAUGGAAAGGUGAUUUCAAGAGAUACGUGGAUUGGAAUGGGGUUUGUACUCGGCGGGAUUGCCUUGUGCGUUCAUAGUAAAACCUCAUAG